AUGGCUAGCAUCAAAGCUUCAGAAGGAGAGAGAUCUCCUUGCCCAGACAGACUACCUGACACGCCUUCUUCCAACGAUACACUUGCCAGAUCCAAACGCAGCAUCACUCCUCGCGGACCUCUCUUUCCCAAUCUCGACGAAGCUCAUCGGAGGAUUACUGCUCGCGCAGGACCCCACAAUCCCUUCCAGAAGCCAACUGACGAAGGCUACUCGAGUCCCGACUCAGUUUCGCAGGAGCGACUGACUGAUAUCGCUGCCCCUGAAUUUGACAAUGUCGACACGCCUCUUCAAGCCCAUGGACAGGCUCCAGAAAUUGUCGUGCCUCAACCUCUGCGUCUCAUGGCAGGCCGAUCUUUGACCAAGUGGCAGAACACUUCAAAGCUGCCAAAGAACUCUGCUGCGAACAAUGAUGAACAGAUUUCCACGGAGAAUCCCGACAAGCGCAUAGCAAUCGAUGAUCCAGGCCGUACUGAUACCACUGGCAGUACCGUCAGUCGCAUUGUUGACCAGUAUGCCGCAGCUGGAGAUAAUUAUGCUUCAUCCAGUGUUGGCAGUCUGGACCUGGCCUAUACUUUCGAACCGCGUGAUGGAAGUCGUGAUUCCAAUCAUCGAUCGGGACAGCAGGAUGACGAGCGCCAAAUGACAAGAAAUGUUACGUCCCACUCCCAUCGCAACUCGAGCUGCCCCCCUCGCCAGUCGUUUUCUCGCCGGGCUGCUGAGACUGAUGGUGGCAGUCGGGUGACGGAAGCCCAAUUGCCACGCCCAACAGAGCAUGACUGGUUGCGUGGAACCAACCACUCUAUGAGUCGACCCUCUGACGCUUAUAUGCACAGUCCUCUCCCAAGAAUUCCUGUUCACAGUCCUCUCCCGCAGAUACCUAGUCGCUAUGCCUUGGAUGACGCCGAUGACUGGCAGACCGAGGCCGAAGGUGGUGGCGACAUGCCUAAUCCACGAGAGCCACCUCCGAGCUUCAUGGCACACCAAAGUCUCGUGCCUCUACCACUACGAACUACAUCGGAUCGAAAUGUCCUCAAGGUUUCCACUCUCCAAACAACUACCAAUCUGAGCGAGCCCGAGACAUCGGCAGGAUCUGGCCUUGGAGCAGUCUCGACCAGCUCAAAUGGCGAACCCUUCCCGUACGACAACGAACAGUUCAGACGGAUCAGACAGCUGGAGAAGGAAAGAGAGGUUAGCUGUGCUCUAGCAGAGUUGAACGAGUCCCCGACACGCACUUAUGGUGUUGUCAGACGCCCGGCUGUGAGUAUAGAGGAAGAAGAGUUCUCGAAUCACAAUCACACCACAAUUGACGAGAUUGAGAUGGAUCUUGACGACAACUUGCGAGGCUCUCCGAGUCGUCAUCGUCAUUAUGAUGAUGGAAGCUUCUUCGAUCCCAUCGCAUUCCGGGCUCUUCAUGGUGAUAUUCCACUCAACGAAGUAAAGGUCGUGAUCAACAAGAAUCCCAAUAACAGUGCUAGCGAGAACAAUGCUCAUGGCAGCAACUUUGGUCUUUCCUUUGAUAGAAACGACCAAAGGUCCAGGUUGACACGAUCUCGCGACAUUGAUGCUGAUUGGGUCACGGAAGCAACCAGCGAGGCCGACUUUGGGAUCAACACAAGCAACCGAGACUUUGCUGAGGGCAUCAAGGCGACAGGGUCCAGCAUCGCAGACUACUCUGAUGCUGGUUGGAGUACCCCAUAUCCUCAGUUCAGUUCGCGAAACAGAGUUGGGCAGACGAUUUCGGGUGAGCCUGAAAGCUAUGAGAUGCAAGAUCUGAACGAAAGAAAGCAGGGUGGGGGUGGACAUCUGCCCAAAGCACGCGUGCCUCGCUUUGAUGGAUUUGGACAGAACAACUCACGGUUCAUCCCCAACUAUUCAUCACAGGCUGGUUCCUCGGCAGGCGGACAGAAUCCCUUUCGACGAGACUACAAGCGCGCUGACCCUGGCAGUUACUUUCAGUACAAGGGAGACCGCAAUGCACCGUCCAGAUUCGAGUUCCGUGACUCGGCAUCAACUUACACACCAGCCUUUGAAGCCGACCGAGCCAAUAGUGGCACACAAGGAACAAUCCCGUCUUCUACAAUGGCCUCGAUUAACACCAUCGAGCUUUUGGAUGACAGUGCUGGCCAUUCAAGCACAGGCGGUCACGUAUCGUCUCCCUACCCCAGAAUGGAAGAGGGCUCCUACAGCGACCCCCACCGCCAUCAUCCACGUCACAUACCCAUUCAAGAUCCCCAACAGAACCCCUUCCGAGACGGAGCUCAUGAUCAGCAUCAACGCAGAAUGCGAUCAGCCACUGAAGACUCGGAGGGUAUGGGCUCUGGAUCCUCGAAAUUCUCAUUCAAGUUCUUGGAGCUGCCCGAAGCACAAGAGCGCCAGAGAAGCCGUCGCGGCAGCAAUGAAACCUGGGCAAACUCGUCAAUGGCAAGGGACAACCGUUCAAUCAGUAUAUCAUCUGCCCGUCCAAGCUUGACCCCUCUGAUUCGUCCAACUCCUGCAUUGAUAAGAGGAGAAACUCAUGUCAGGAAGGGUUCACGUCUUUCGUCAACGUUCACGCCUCCGGCCUGGAACACCCGCGACUCGCCGGAUAUGAGUAACUGCACACCGCUUGAUGCUUCAGCCUCGAGGCUCACGAUACUGGAGGGCUCAGACGUUGAGACACCUACCGCCAUUGCAACAAGACGCCGACUGAACCAAGUCCCAGGCGGUCAGAGUCGCAUGCUACCACUUGACAAACGCAUGCGCCCAAAUCUUGUCCGCCCAAACUCGGUACUCGUACGAAGGGACAUUCCUACAUUCAGUGCCGCAGAGGACUAUUUUGUAUCUUCUCAAGGAAGACUUCGAAGCAAAAUCUUCUUUUGCGUCGUGGUCUCUCUUAGCAUUCUGCCCUUUGUCACCCUACUGGCCCUCUACGGCAAAUUUGACAGCUGUCUCGCCUCUUUGACCCAUGGAGAGGUCAGUCGAUUCAACUACACACAGCGAAAGAUUCUCAAAAUUGUCUUUGCUGUCGAAUGCAUCAUCUAUGGAGCAAUGGUUACUGCAAUCAUUGUCUAUUUCGUCACACUUGGCAAGACCCAUCACUAG
Molecule: messenger RNA, 3081 nt
Organism: Pestalotiopsis fici W106-1
Lineage: Eukaryota; Fungi; Ascomycota; Sordariomycetes; Amphisphaeriales; Sporocadaceae
Exons: 2
Coding region: 1-3081 (1026 amino acids)
Source: RefSeq, a predicted model, not a curated record